GUUGGCACACACGAUGGCCGCGAGCAUCAGGCCGGUAUAGCUGAGUCGUGACGAGGCCGGGAUGGGUGACAUGUCAUCCUGAUCGGCCGUGGGAGCGGUUGAUUCCUCUGUCAUACAUAUACGAGGCUCUUCCAGCCUCUGAAGUACCUUGGCAGCACAUUCGAUCGCUCAAUAGCACCAUACUUCGCCAUGAACCAACUUGGUCCCAACACGAAGCCCAUUCAGCUCUUUUCUCGUCCCAACGUCCAACGGGAUCAUAUCGACUAUGGCUCAUUGAAGACAUUCCAGACUUUUACUGCUGAAGACAUCGCCAAAGAUGGAACGACGUUCGGUUGCCUGUGCGUCUUUGCUGAGGAUUAUGUGGCGGCACCAGCUCGCUGUGGCCUGCAGCCGCACGGUGAACUAGAGAUGAUGACCUACAUCGUUUCGGGGGAACUUCGACGCUCGGAGGCUUCGGGCGACGUCGAUGUUUUGAAGAGUGGGGAUAUGCUUGUGUGCUCUGCUUCAAGGGGCAUUUGGUACGAAGAGAAUGGGAAUAAGAGUCAGGACGUCCAUCUCAUCCGGAUUUGGAGCAAACCAGGUUCUUGCGAUCCUUCUCCGAAGUCACAACGCCGACACUAUUCUGCAGCCGAGAAACGUGAUAAAUUGCUUCAGGUCAUCUCACCUGCACGUCAGACUUCAACAACAACGAAAUCUGUGCCGGCCCAGUCCUCUUUGUCCGUCUAUACUUCGCUGCUCUCCACGGGAUUGAGACUUCGCCACAACUUUGAUUGCGAAGAGAAGAAGGCUUGUAAAGUCUACGUGCAUGUAGUGCAGUCAUCGGGAUACAACCCAGGUGUAGCAAAGGGUGCAUCGGUCAAAGUCUCUGUGUCGGGCGGGUAUGAUUCAAAGGGGAGCACAGCUCGAGAGGGUGAGGUAUUGCUUCGAGAGGGAGACGGUGCCUGUCUAGUUAGCAACAUCGGUGCAGAGCUGACAUUCGAGAACAUUGGGGAUCGGGAUGCCGAGGUGUUCGUUCUGCGAGUGAGUUGAGCUGGUCUUGGCAUGUUGGUGUACGAUUACCCUACUGUACGAUAGCGAUUGCUCCCUAGUAUUGCACGAAGUCGCAUUCCCGCCCGAACUAUAGCUUCCAUCCUGUAUUUAAUUAGGCAUAGUCAACUGACACGCAUGGAGGUGUGGAUGAAGAGCGGACAGCCGUGUAAUGCAGAAGUGUGCUGCCCCUGCGAUUGCGACCGUAACAGAACGAGAACUCAUCUAAGCAUCCAAGUGAAAUACAGACUAAAUACAAACAAAUAGAGCAAGAAUCAAAUACAAUGCGAUAGACUAAGUAAACCUAACUAAAACCCAAUGUAGAACGAGAUCUAAAAAUUUGAGUUCACGCACUUGCCGCGUCCCCUCUCCCAUUCCCUUGGCCAGCAUUGACACUGUCACCCUCCACAUCCCCUAAACGCAACUGACUAAACCUCGGAAUAUUACCUACCUUCUCCUCCACAUCACUGUACCACUUCUGCAACUGCUCCCUACAGCACUCCUUUGCGCAAUGCGGCUUCAUCAGUGCGACCAACUCCUUAAGUCGCUCCGCCAUCAGGUUCUCUGGUUUGCCCCCGAGAGCGCGAAGGAUCAUGGCACAGGCGUUGAGCCAAUCCGUAUCACAGACCGUCCAUUUGCGAGUGUCAUGCUCAAAGUGUGUGGUUUCCGUCAAAGCGGUGGCAUAUUGAAGGGUCAGCAGCCAGUGUUCUUGGUACUUGACCCAAAGGGAAAAUGUUUCGUACGAAAGGGCCUUCAUUACCUGCGAGACUGGCAUGCCAAUUGCGAGAGGGGCCGCUUCGUCCGCUAACGCGCAGUAAUCAUGUCGUGUGGCGUAUUCGAGAACUUCGAGAGGUUGGCGUUUCAAGGCAUUCCUCAUGUGUAUCCUGCACACCUCCAUCGCCGCAUAAACCUGAUAUUUCUCCGCCGCUUCUGCCAAUUUCGCCAGUUCUUCAUACCCGACUCCAUCCAGACAUGGAUAUGAUCGUGGGUAUACGUGCUGGAACAAAAGAUCUAAUGUGUGCGUGGUCUCCGAGAGGGGUAUAAGCUCAUGUGACUUUGGAAGGUCGAGGGAGGAGGGAGGGAAUCCUUCGGCGUGAGAGUCCAAGUGUGCACGGUGCACUCGGAAGAUGACUUUGUCGGAAGAGAGAAAGGAUAUGUCUGCAUCCGGAGAAUUGAAUCGACCAGAGACCUGAGCAGAGUCAACUUCGAACUCACGCAUCGUGUUUUCGCGGAGGGGACACUGUGAGGGGUAUAUGGUCGGCGAGAUGGCAGUCAGCAGAAGACGGCCCUGCAAUGCCUCUGGAAUAUAAAGGCAUCCGAGCGAUACGCUCGCGUAGCUCGUUGC
Molecule: messenger RNA, 2371 nt
Organism: Stereum hirsutum FP-91666 SS1
Lineage: Eukaryota; Fungi; Basidiomycota; Agaricomycetes; Russulales; Stereaceae
Exons: 7
Coding region: 190-1029 (279 amino acids)
Source: RefSeq, a predicted model, not a curated record